Messenger RNA from Saprolegnia diclina VS20, 606 nucleotides. RefSeq lists its product as hypothetical. The coding region runs from base 1 to 606 and encodes 201 amino acids. NCBI's taxonomy places the organism in Eukaryota, Oomycota, Saprolegniomycetes, Saprolegniales, Saprolegniaceae. The record is from RefSeq and is a predicted model, not a curated record. The transcript has 4 exons.
AUGAUGUCGGCGCGCAUCACGUCGGGCUGCCGCGUCACGCUCGUCCACCGAUCGUUCGGCAUGGACCUCGACGACGUCGGCACGUUGAUCCAGCCCCCGCUCUACGAGCGCAUCGCUCGACCUGUACAGAUCUCGUCGCUCGUAUUCGAGGCUUUGGCGCCGGCAGAGGCUGCGUUCGUCGACGUCCUUGUCGCGACAGAGGACUAUGACGUGGCGCUCGUCACGUUUAAAGAAGAAGUCUACGACCACCGCAACGUUGUGGCUGCGUUCCGCGUGACGUGGCCGCGCGCGCCGCACGCCAUUUUUUUGGCCCAAGGCGGGGUUGUCGGCAUCGACGUGGCGCUUCCGCUUCUCGCCAACGCGAUGCUCGACGCCCACGCGCCUCGGCCUUCCCAGUGCGUCCGACCUCGCCCGUGGUACCAUGUGUACCAGAGCAUGUCCAAAGUCUAUCUGGUCCAAGAGACGCGCGAAGUCAAUGACGAAAUCAGCCAUCUUCCCCUCGACCACGAGACCUUGCAUCUCUUCCUCGGCGACGCGCUCUCUGCAUAUCUUCCGCUCGAGACGGCCGCGCGCAUGGUCCAAAAAUGCUUGACCGCGUUCGGCUAG